AUGAAAAAUGAAAGAGGCGAUUUUACUCCAGAACCAAAUUUUUUGUUUUAUGCAUUGAAACAAAGAUUUGAAGACUCUGACUACACGUACCGUUACUUGUCAGAAGAGGAACAGAGUGACAGCUUUUUGCUACAUGAGAAUCACAGGAAUCGGAUGAAGUCGGUCGCUUGGUUCCCCAUGGAAAACGGAAGACGUAUUCAAGUGAAAUUUGUUGAAUAUGACCCACUGAUUGAUUCGAGCAACAUGUGUUGUAACAAUUGGAUACAAAUAGCAAAAGAUAUCAAGAAAGAAUAUGACCAGUUUGAUGGCUUUGUUGUACUUCAUGGUACUGACACAAUGGCCUACACAGCUUCAGCACUGGCAUUUAUAUGUCAUAACCUUGGCAAACCGAUCAUCCUUACAGGAUCUCAGAUUCCUGUAAUUGAAUUACGAAGUGAUGGAUAUGUAAAUUUUAUUUCCUCUUUGGUUGUAGCUUGUUCUUGUAUUCCAGAGGUAAUGUUAUGUUUUGAUGCCAAAGUCUUCCGUGGAUGUCGAGCGAUCAAAAUUGACACAGGGGCCUUUGAUGCUUUUGACUCUCCCAAUAUGGCACCCUUAGUAAAACUAGGGUUUAAAAUUCAGGUUAAUUCCACAGCUGUUCAAAGACCAAAGAAAUUAGAGAAGUUCUUUGUCAACACCAAACUCUGCCCAGAUGUUGCAGUGCUUCACUUGUUACCGUCAAUGUCCAUUGCAACUGUGAAGUCUAUUUUAAAUUCCGAAAUCAAAGGACUUAUUAUCCAAACGUUUGGUGCUGGGAAUGCUCCAAGUAAAAAUACAGAAUUUAUUAAGUUGUUAAAAGAAGCUUCAGAAAGAGGAUUAGUGAUUGUCAACGUCACCCAAUGUCAUAAAGGUUCAGUUGCAAGAUAUUAUGCUGUUGCUGAGGGCAUUCAAGAAGCCAAAGUUGUGAGCAGUGGUGACAUGACCCUUGAGGCUGCUAUUACAAAACUUAUGUUUUUGCUUGGUCAGGAAGAAUUAUCCGUAGAAGAAAAAAGAACGUUAAUGAGUAAAAACCUUCGGGGAGAAAUCACUGUUGUGCAGAAGGAUGAGUCUGCACUGAGUUUGGAAAUUAUUGAAAAGUUGGCAGAUACAUUGAACCUAAGUACAUUUGAGGAAACUAACAAACUCCGAGAUAUGAUCUUUCCCAACUUGAUGUGUGGUGCUGCCAAAAUGGGUGAACUAGAAACGUUGAAAAAACUGAAAGAUAAGGGAGGUAAUUUAUCUUCUGCAAACCAAGAUGGCCGAACACCCCUCCAUUUUGCAGCUAGAGAAGGGUUGGUGUCUGUAGUUAAGUAUUUGCUUGAAGAGGGUGCCAGUGUUCAUCAGUGUGAUAGCAACAACAAUACUCCAUUAAUGGAUGCCAUUUAUGGAAAUAGAUUUGAUGUCAUUCCCUUAUUAGUCCGUACAGGAGCCACCAUUCACAUCCGGAACAGUGUGAGGAUAGCAACGGAAUUAUGCUGUGCGGCAGAUUUAGAUGAUGUUGACACAAUACAUUCAUGGCACAUAGCUGGAGCUGAUCUGAAUUGUUCAGAUUAUGACAAACGGACUGCUCUACAUGUGGCCAUGAACUCCAAGAGAGAGAAUGCAAUAAAAUACUUGCUGAAUAAUGGUGCUGACCCUGAUGCCAAGGACCAAAGUGGCAAGACACCCAGAGACUAUGCAAAGAAAAACGGGAUUUUACAUUUGUUAAAUUGA
Acanthosepion pharaonis is the source of this 1728-nucleotide messenger RNA. NCBI's taxonomy places the organism in Eukaryota, Metazoa, Mollusca, Cephalopoda, Sepiida, Sepiidae. The record is from the annotation of a GenBank genome assembly.